Molecule: messenger RNA, 3708 nt
Organism: Lodderomyces jiufengensis
Lineage: Eukaryota; Fungi; Ascomycota; Pichiomycetes; Serinales; Debaryomycetaceae
Gene: SMC1
Product: cohesin subunit
Exons: 1
Coding region: 1-3708 (1235 amino acids)
Biological process (GO): sister chromatid cohesion
Cellular component (GO): chromosome; cohesin complex; nucleus
Molecular function (GO): ATP binding; protein binding; ATP hydrolysis activity
Source: RefSeq, a predicted model, not a curated record
AUGGGUAGAUUAAUUGGAUUGGAACUAUACAACUUCAAGUCUUACCGUGGAAAAUCUGUAAUUGGAUUUGGUUCAUCGAAUUUCAUAUCAAUAAUAGGUCCGAAUGGAUCUGGGAAAUCAAAUAUGAUGGAUGCAAUUUCAUUUGUAUUAGGAUUAAAUUCAAAAGAAUUAAGAUCACAAAAAAUUACAGAUUUAAUUUACAGAGGCAGAAGAACUUUAGGGGAUGAAGAUGUUACUACAGAUUUGGAACAAAAUCCAACAACAGCUUAUGUUUUAGGUACUUAUGAAAAGGAUGAUGGAGAAAUUUUAAGAUUAAAAAGAUCAAUUAAUUUAUCAGGUCAUAGUGAUUACCAAAUAAAUAAUAAUUCAGUUACAAGGUUGAAUUAUGUGCUGUUUUUAAAACUGCUUAAUAUAUUAAUCAAAGCAAGAAAUUUUCUAGUUUUCCAAGGAGAUGUUGAACAAAUAGCUUCUCAGAAUUCUAAAGACUUAACUUCAUUAAUUGAACAUAUCAGUGGAUCAAAUGAAUUUGUAACUGAAUUCGAGAAACUAAAAGAAGAAAUGGAAAAAGCUCAUGAAAUCACCAAUGGAGUAUUUUCAAGAAAAAGAACUUUAAAUUCAGAAUCUAAACAAUAUAAAGAACAAGCUGACGAACAAAGAUUAUUUGAAAAAAACCUUGAAUUAAGAAAUAACACAAUAAAAAAGCUUUAUCUAUACAAAUUAUUUCACAAUGAACAAAUUACUGAAACAGUAAACAAAGAAAUAAGAAUUCAAAAUGAACAACUUAAUCAAUUGAAAAAAGACCUCACCACUAAGGAAAAAACUUUAAAAUCAUUAGCAUCUGAAUAUUCCAGAGAAGUUCUUGAAUUAAGAAAACAACUCAAGGAAGUGGAAGAAUCAAAAUCCAAGAUUGAACAAACUAAAAGAAAAAUAAUACCCAUUGAAUCAAAUCGAUCAUCUUUAGUUUCCAAAAUAAAUUCACAAAAGAAGAAAGUUAACAAUCUUGAAGUUGAUAUUAAAUCACAACAAUCACAAAUUUCAAAUCUUCAAAAAGAACUAAAAGAUUCUCAAAAACUAUUCGACAACUUUGAAAAUAAAAUAAGAGAAUCUAUAGCAGCAUCAUCAUCGUUAAAUAUUCCAGAAGAAGCUCACAAAGAGUAUGAAAAAUUAAGAUCAGAGUAUUUAGCAUCAGAAGGAUCCAGUUUGGAAGAUGAAAUAGCUUUGUUGGUGAAUGAAAAAGAUACAUUAACUUCAAGUGAAACAAGUUUAAAUAAUCAAAAAUUAAAUGCAUUGAAUAGAAUUCAAGAAUUAACUACCACCCUUAAUUUAGAAGUAAAAUCAAAUUUAAAUGAUAUAGAUAAUGAAAUUGAAAUGGUGGUUGCUAAAAAAGUUGAGAAAGCAGAAUUAAGAAAUAAACUAAUAAAACAAAAAGAUCUAUUCAAUCAAAAGGAAUUACAAUUAAAUACCAAAUUAAGAGACGCUUUAUUAAACUUAGAAGAUUUAUCAUCUCAGCAACGUGAAUCAAAUAAACAAAAAAAGUUGAGGGAAAAUGUUAGUGUAUUCAAACGUUUACUUCCACCAGGAUCAAUAAAGGGAUUAGUACAUGAAUUAGUCAAACCUUCAGAACAAAAAUAUGAAUUGGCUUUGCUGACUUUAUUAGGUAGAAAUUCAGAUUCUAUAAUUGUUGAAUCAGCAUCAAUUGGUUAUAAAUGUAUUGAAAUUUUAAAAGAAAGAAGAGCUGGUGUUGCUACUUUCAUUCCCUUGGACUCAGUUGGAUUUGAUCCCGUGAAUUUAAAUUACCUAAGAUCAAUUAAUAAUGACGUUGUGCCAGGUUUUGAUAUAGUCGAUCUUAAUGAUAGAUCAAUAGAACCAGCAAUUAAUUUUGUUAUUGGUGAUGCAUUAGUUGCAAAGGAUAUAAAUGUUGCAAGAUCAUUGAGAUGGGAUUCCACUAAACAAAUUGAUAAUAAGAUAGUUACUUUACAAGGAUCAGUAAUUCAUAAAUCGGGUCAAAUGACAGGAGGUGCUCAAAUUCAAAAAUCCUCCGCAAGUCUUAGUUGGGAUAAACAAGAAUGGACUAAAUUGAAUGAAAGUAAGGAAACUCUAUUAGAAGAAAUUAUGAAAUUACAAGAAUCAAAACCAAAAGAGCUUGAAAUUAAUAUAUUAGCUGAAGAAAUAAGUUCAUUAGAUGAUAAACUACCACUUUUGAAAAAUCAAAAAUCAUCACUACAAAGAGUCAUAAAAGAUAGGGAAAGUGAAAUCGAAUUCCAACAAAAAUUAUCUAUGGGGUUUGAUGAAUCUUUACAAAAUAAAAAAGAACAACAAUCAAAAAUUGAUUCAAAAAUUGAAAACAUAAAGCAAGAGAUUAGCAAAUUAAAAAGUCAAAUUUUUGGUGGCUUUUGCACUAAAUGGGGUUUAUCAGGUAUUGAAAAAUAUGAAGAAUUACAUGGAAGUGCUUUUAGAGUUAGAGCAAAAGAAAGAUCGCAAUUUGUUAAAGCUAUAUCAGUAUUACAAAAUAAAUUAGAUUUUGAAGAAGGUAGAUGUAAAGAAACAAUCAAAAGAAAAAGCAUCUUGUCAAAUCAAAUUGUCGACCUAGAAGCAGAGUUAAAAGAAGUUCUAAGUAGUAAAACACAAUUAGAAGAGGAAUUGGAUCACGUUGAAGCAGAACUUCAUAUUUUAAAAUCCGAGUAUAAAAAAUCUGAUAAAAUUUUACAAUCAAAAUCAAAACAUUCUAAAUCUAUUGAAGUUGAUGUUAAAGAAGCUGCUGUUGAAGUAUCGAAUGUUUCUAAAGAAAUAAUACAAAGGGAAGAAAAUUUGUUAAAACUUGGUUCUGAUAGAACAAAUAUUUUGAAAAAUUGUAAGAUAAAAAAUAUUAUAUUACCUUUAAUUUCUGGUGAUCUAGAUUCUUUACCAAUACAAGAGGAUUUAAGUGGUAUUGAAGUUGAUUAUGAAUUACUUGAUGAUAAAUAUAAAGAAACAUUCACCCCCAAAUUAGAAGUUGAGCUUGAAGCUAUCUUACAAGAUACAAUUGAAAAUUUGGAAAGAUUAACACCAAAUGCAAAAGCAUUAGAAAGAUUUAAAGAUGUUGAAUCACGUUUAAAAAACUAUGACAAAGAUUAUACAACUGCAAGACAAAAGGAAAGAAAAGUUUCUGAAAAAUUUGCAGAGUUAAAAGAGAAAAGGUAUGAGAAAUUUAUGGAAGCUUUUAAUCAUAUAUCCAACUGCAUUGAUUCAAUUUACAAAGAAUUAACUAAAUCAAAUACAUCUCCAAUGGGAGGAUCGGCAUUUUUGGUUUUAGAAGAUGAAGACACACCAUAUUUAUCCGGAGUUAAAUAUCAUGCAAUGCCACCAAUGAAAAGAUUUCAAGAUAUGGAAUUAUUAUCAGGUGGUGAGAAAACAAUAGCUGCUUUAGCUUUAUUAUUCGCUAUACAUUCAUAUCAGCCUUCACCAUUUUUUGUACUUGAUGAAAUCGACGCUGCACUUGAUAAUAAUAAUGUUGCUAAAAUUGGGAAUUACAUUAAGAAUCACGCUGGCCCAAAUUUCCAAUUUAUUGUUAUAUCUUUGAAAAACAAUCUUUAUGAAAAAUCUGAUGCAUUGGUUGGGAUAUAUAGAGAACAAAAUGAAAAUAGCUCCAAAACUAUUACACUUGAUUUAAGUGAAUAUCCAGAUGAAGAUGUUUUAAUUGGUGGUAAUGCUGUUACAGCAGCUUCAUAA